AUUUUUCUCUUAAUAUUAUGAUAUGGAAGGCAAUGAAAAACGAUAUUUUGCAAGAUGAUGAUUUGCAAUGAUAUUUAGUAUAGUAAUUCUUUUUGCUGUAUGUGGCGCUGUGUCUGCAAGUCAUUUAUAUAGUAUUAUAGGAGAAUCGUAUCAUGCACCACAGCCCUAUAAAUUUGGAUAUGAAGUAAAAGACAAAGACAGUACGCAGCAUCGACAUGAAGAAGGUGACGGCCAUGGGAACGUCAGAGGCACUUAUGGUUAUACAGAUGAUAAAGGCCAAUACAGAGAAGUGCAUUACGUCGCUGACAAGAACGGAUUCCGAGCUCAAGUGAAAACAAAUGAAGCAGGCACAGCAAACCAAAAUCCUGCAGAUGUAGAAGUCAAAGCUGAUCCUCAGCAUCAUCAUCAUUUUGGCCACCAUGGAUCACAUCAUCAUAUUCCUCAGGUGUUUCAACAUAAUGUUCACAUACCUGAACUCCAUGAAGUCCAUCACCAUGUACCCGUUCAUCACAAUUUACACAUAGAACCAGUGCAUCAUCAUCACCAUAACUUUGGAAAGCAUGAUCACCAUCAUGGAUUCAAUAAUUACCAACAUUUCUCCUCACCAGAUUUCAGCUAUAAGUCCGAUACCUUUUCUCCUCUUCAUGGUUACAGUUACAAUCCAUCGGCUUUCCACCAUGGAUAUGGACACUGGCCAUUCCCACAGUCCAAUAUGUAUGGAUCAUGGAAGAAGCAUAACGGUUUUAGUUUUGACACUCCUAGCUAUGGAAAUGGCCAUAGUUUCAACUUCGAUUCAGAUGCUCAUGGUUUUUCCGGUUUCAACAAAGAUAAAUACGAUGAGAUUAUGGAGAAGAUAAAAAGUUAUAAACAUCAUGAGCCUUUAGAUCACCAAUUUUCUGAAUUCAAAACACAUGGAUCACAUAGUUUUGACAGUGGUGAUAAAGGUUGGAAAUAUGGCUUAGGAAAUUUUUAAGUAAACACCAGACCUGAUAUUCAGGAUUGUGAAAUCAAGGAAUUAAUUUAAUGAAUGUAUAAAAAAUGAAAAAGAUUACAUAUCUGUUACUUCUGUUUGACAACGGCAUGUAAACUUUGAUGUCGGAAAUAUUUCUUCUAUUUAUUUUCUUCUUUGUUUGUAUAUGUCCCAGUUUUCAUUCAUAUCUUUGAUUUUUCAUAAAAGACUGUAUUUCAAUAUUGGGAAGAAUGGGUAUUAGUUUUCAAAUACGU
Molecule: messenger RNA, 1224 nt
Organism: Argiope bruennichi
Lineage: Eukaryota; Metazoa; Arthropoda; Arachnida; Araneae; Araneidae
Product: histidine-rich glycoprotein-like
Exons: 3
Coding region: 68-973 (301 amino acids)
Cellular component (GO): chitin-based extracellular matrix
Molecular function (GO): structural constituent of chitin-based larval cuticle
Source: RefSeq, a predicted model, not a curated record